AUGCCCCUUCCGUAUGCCACAGUCAUGCCCCUCCGGAAGCGAGAGGCGCGUGCGAGACGGAGCGAAGGCAAUCUGUUCCUUGACUCACUCCCUUCUACACAAGCGCUGCCUCCGCCGCCUCCUCGUGCGCCCAGGAAAUCGGACGUCGGGAGUCUGGAGCGAAUAAGCACAGCCCUUAUGACACGGACAUGCGCAGGCUGGGGGAAGGGCCAGCCCGACUUCGCCGCUCCGCUCAACAACGUCUCGGUGCCAGUCGGGAGGGACGCCACGUUUUCCUGCGUCGUCACUAUGCUGGGCGGCUAUCGGGUGGGCUGGGUGAAAGCUGACACGAAGGCCAUCCAGGCGAUCCACACCCACGUCAUCACCCACAACAACCGCGUCUCCGUCAGCCACAGCGACAGGAACACGUGGAUGUUGCAUAUCACGGGCGUGCAAGAGGAAGACCGAGGCCCUUACAUGUGCCAGAUCAACACGGAUCCUAUGAGGUCGCAGAUCGGCUUCCUGGAGGUGACGGUGCCCCCGGAGAUCGAAGACGAAGGCACCUCCUCGGACGAAAUGGCUCCCGAAGGCUCGAAUAUCCACCUGCGUUGCCGGGCGAGCGGGUAUCCGAAGCCGGUGAUCACGUGGUCGCGCGAGGACCAGAAGGCGAUCGUUCUCCGGACCAACGACCCCGCCAAUCCGAAGAGAAAAGAGAUGACAUACGAAGGGGAGUUUCUGAACCUGACGCACAUCACGCGUUCGGACAUGAGUCCCUACCUCUGCAUGGCCAAUAAUAGUGUGCCUCCGAUAGUGAGCAAGAGGAUCAUGGUGCACGUGCACUUCCGGCCUGUCAUCCACGUGCCCAACCAGCUGAUCGGCGUGCCCAUCGGCAGUGAGACGACCCUAGAGUGCAACUUGGAAGCGUCGCCCAGGUCGAUUCAGUACUGGACCCGCGAUUCAGGCGAGAUGCUGAUUAGCAACAAGGAAUAUACCACACAAGAAAACCACAGCAAUUAUUACAUGACGAAGAUGACGCUGACGAUUAGCCAUUUCCGGAGCAAACACGCGGGAGAGUAUUACUGUACAGCUAAGAAUUCCCUCGGAGAAGCUCAGGGCAGGAUUAAAGUCUAUGAGAUGGAGCAGCCCACGGAUCCGCCGUCGUACUACGAGGAGGAGAUGGACCUGCACGAGAACGAGGUCGGGCGCGGCGGCCACACGCCCGACAUCUUCACGAACGAGAUCCCUGCGUACGGGCGGCCUCGCUCGUGGGAGGGCGACACCGUGCCGACCAAGUACAAUGACGUCAUCACCAGAGGCGGCCACGGGACCUACGGCGGGCCCAAUCACCGCGCUCCCUCGCAGCCCUCGGUCGAGAAGAAGCACCCGAUUGGCGGAGACCCGAAGGACAGUCGAGCUCCUCUCACUCAACAAUACGCCAAAACACCAACGCAAAACACACGACUCACCAGACGGGCCACGCCCACACUACUGAAAUCACGGCGCGUCCCAACACGCAACCCACGCACGUACACCACUGCCUUCUCCUCUGCUCCUGCUACUGCUGCUGUUAGAUUUAGUGCAUCUUGCUAG
Penaeus indicus is the source of this 1569-nucleotide messenger RNA. RefSeq names its product lachesin-like. The transcript has 10 exons. NCBI's taxonomy places the organism in Eukaryota, Metazoa, Arthropoda, Malacostraca, Decapoda, Penaeidae. Bases 1 to 1569 code for a protein of 522 amino acids. Gene Ontology annotation, cellular component: neuron projection. The record is from RefSeq and is a predicted model, not a curated record.